GUUGCCAACGGACGAACAUCGUAAUCAUGGAAGUGCCAGGAAUCCUUGUCUUCGUUCUUUGUGUCCUCCCAUUGGCAUCCCAGGGAGCUGUCCACGAUGAGUUGGCCCAGUGCGGCCUACACGGUGUCUACAGACAGCGACAGAGUCUGCUGGAAUCGCCCAACUAUCCGGACAACUAUCCGGUGAACACCUGCUGGGAUUAUGUGGUGCGAUCUCCCUACCGCUGCCCCACAAAGUUUCACAUACAAUUCCUGGACUUUAAACUGGAAAACUCGGAGAACUGCAGUCGGGAUUAUUUGGCCAUUGGUCUGAACCAAGAUGGCGAUGACAUGGAUCUUUUGUGCGGACAGGUGCUGGGGAUAAGGAAGUAUCAAACUCCCGAUGGAGUCCUGCGCCUGCGCUUCCUCAGCGAUGAUUCGCCUUGGACGACGAACGGUGGCUUCCGGCUGCUCAUCACGCGUUUGGCCUGCGAAAGGGAGGACUUGGUGGCCAGGGGACUGGACGCCGAUGACGAGGAGGAUGUGGAUGGGGACUCGGUGCAGGUUAGCGCCAAGUCGCCGCCGAAGAAGCUGCUCACCCAGCACCACCAUCACCUGCAACAGCAAUCUGGACAUCAGCAGCAGCAGCAGGAGCCAUCGUUGAACUUUACGCAGCCAAAUCGUGGAGGCUUCAACUGGGGUUUGCAACCUGGUCUUGGUUAUCCUGUUGGAUUUUAUCCUCCGCAAGCAGGCUUACCUCCUCAGCACUCACCGCCUUGUGCUCCCCAGCAACAGCAGCAAUUUUUGCAACAGCAACAGGAACAACAGCGUUUCCUACAACAGCAACAGCAGCAAUUGCAAUUGCAGCAGCAACAACAACUUCAGCAACAGAUCCUGCAGCAACAGCAACUUCAACAACAGGUCCUUCAACAGCAGCAACUGCAACACCCACAGCAACUGCAACUCCCACAGCAACCUCAGCUUCCGCAGCAGCAACAGCAAGAAUUACCUCUGAUUUCUGACCAAUAUCAGACCACAUCCUUUCAACCGCAUGCUGUAACCCUCAAGGAUUACGAUUCGCAGAAUUUGCAGCAGUUUGGAAGUCAAUUGGAUCUCUGCUGUGCCAGCAGCUUCAAUCAGAAUCACUUUUAUCUGUCCAGUCCUGGAUUUCCCAGAACUGUCUUAAAUUAUCUGCUACCAAAUCAGCAAAGAGAUUGUGUGUUCUACAUAGAAAAGAGCUCUCCAAAUGUCUGCCGUUUGAGGAUACAGUUCAAGUUCUUUGAUUUCGGACACAAUUCAGGAAGUUCAGUUGGAGGCAGUUUUGGCGGGGGAUUUGGAGGCGGAGUUUCUGGAGGAUUGGAUGGAGGGUUCAGUGGCGGUUUUGGAGGCCAACAGGCCUGCAAUGGUGACUUCUUAGAACUGGAUGGUAAGCGAUACUGCGGCUGUCGUUCGGGAUAUAUCCACAAAUCGCAUUGGGACCAGGGUCGCAAGGCGCUGCGCAUGCGCAUUGGACAGUCGAGCAGCACCACCUCGAAUGGAUUCCUGUUGGAGAUAUUCCAGGAUCAGGACUCCGAUGGCUGUCGGCAGGAUGCUGCCUCAGGACUUGGAUUGGGAUUGCAGCAACAGCAGCAACAACAGCCACAAAGGGGUUUGGGCUUGUGGCCUCAAGUCGGAUUACAACCUCAAUUGGGAUUGCAACCUCAAUUGGGAUUGCAACCUCAAUUGGGAUUACAGACCCAAUUGGGAUUACCUCCACAAGCACCACAAAUUUGGCCCAUGCAGACAGGAUAUCCUGGCUACGUCAAUAGUUAUCCUUUUCCAUUCACUGCUACCCCUUACCGAUCGGCCAGAAGGAUUUCCUAUGCCCGCGGAAUCGAUGCUCAGCAGCCUUCGAGAGUGGUAGAAACAAACUCUACCCGCAAGGAAUUCUACUACUUUGAUGGCGAUGAGGCCUUUGCACGCUCCGCCUUGGAGGAUGAGGACGAGGACAAGGCUCAUUUGGGGGUCACAACACAACCACAAUCUCAGUCACAAAAGCAACUCAAGCCCGAGUCCCCAGUGGCAACGAAAGCCUUCGAACAGAGCAGUUGCUCCUUUGAUUAUAUGGAGGUCCUUAAACUUUCAGUUGACACACUUUGGUUGACCAAGCCCUUGUGUUUCUCGCCGCUGAGAAGUUGGUUUCCCAACAUUUUUGGCUAACUGACAAAUAAAAACCGAAUUAUUUGAUGUAGCCGAAUAUUGUUUUA
Drosophila rhopaloa is the source of this 2224-nucleotide messenger RNA. RefSeq lists its product as uncharacterized. NCBI's taxonomy places the organism in Eukaryota, Metazoa, Arthropoda, Insecta, Diptera, Drosophilidae. Gene Ontology annotation, molecular function: serine-type endopeptidase activity. The record is from RefSeq and is a predicted model, not a curated record. The transcript is spliced from 2 exons. Bases 27 to 2177 code for a protein of 716 amino acids.